UCCACCUAACGCAUCAUCCUCUCCUCCGGCUGCGGCUGUUGUCUCUGGAUGAAUGAAGCUUUAACCGUCUGAGGUCCUCCUCCUCCUCUUCCUCUUCCUCCUCCUCCUCCUCCGCCUCUUGUUCUCCAUCGAGGCUGCCGUCGACCAGCGUGGCCGAGCUGGGGGGGAAUCCGGGCAAAGGGAGCCGCGGCGCCGCGCACCGGCCGACGGACGCCCCGCCGCGACGCGCCACCAACAUGCUCACCCGGGUCAAGUCCGCCGUGGCCGGGUUCAUGGGUGGAAUCAUGGCCGGGGGCGGCUCCGGCGGAGGGGAUCACGCCGGUUCCGACCUGCCGCUGAAAUUCCCAUAUAUGAGACCCGACUUCCUCGGCCUGUCUCCGGAUGAGAUCGAGUGCUCCGCGGACCACAUGGCUCGGCCCAUCCUCAUCCUGAAGGAAACCAGGAGAUUACCGUGGGCCACCGGAUACGCAGAGGUGAUUAACGCAGGGAAGAGUGCACUGAACGAGGACCAGGCCUGCUGCGAGGUGGUCGUGGCGAGGAGGAGGCCGAUGAGCUACUGCCCUCCGUCCACGUCCAGCAAGACCCCCACGGCCAAGAGACGCACCUCGCUGCCCAACGGGGAGGGCCUGGGGCUCCGCAUGGAGCACGGCAUGCUGGGAGAGGACAAUGAAGGACUGGUGUUCCACUACUGGGCCUUGUUCGACGGCCACGCUGGCUCAGGUGCGGCAGUUGUCGCCUCUCGCCUUCUGCAGCACCACAUCGCCUGCCAGCUCCAGGCCGUCAUCGAGAUCCUACGCAAUCUAGCCUCCUUGCCCCCGACAGUCCUGAGCGACGAGCCCGACAGCAACCCCUACCUCCAGGGGAACACGCCGGGCCCUCAGCGAACCCUCACCCGGGUCGCUUCCCUGCGUGGGUCCGCAGGUGCGCCGGCUUCCCCGUGCAACACCCUGCCUCAACCUCGCUUCUUUAACGAGAAGAAGAUCCAACACGAGAGUCUGGUGAUAGGAGCCAUAGAGAACGCCUUUAAAGAGAUGGAUGCCCAAAUCGAGAGGGAGAAGCAAGUCUUUAACAUCACGGGAGGAUGUACGGCUCUCACUGUGGUUUACCUGCUCGGAAAACUAUACAUUGGGAAUGCAGGCGACAGCAGGGCUAUCAUCGUGAGGAACAACGAGAUCGUUCCCAUGUCGACAGAGUUCACGCCGGAAUCAGAGCGACAGCGACUCCAAUUCCUGGGUUUCAUGCAGCCCCACCUGUUGGGAAAAGAGUUCACGCACCUGGAAUUUCCCCGGAGAAUCCAGAGGAAGGAGGUGGGCAAGAGGAUGCUCUACAGAGAUUUCACCAUGAAUGGAUGGGCAUACAAGACCAUUGUGGGUGAAGAUCUCAAGUUCCCACUAAUAUAUGGGGAAGGGAAAAAGGCACGAGUGUUGGCCACCAUCGGUGUGACCCGAGGGCUCGGUGACCAUGACCUCAAAGUGCAUGACUCCAACAUCUACAUCAAACCGUUCCUUUCCUGUUGCCCUGAGGUGAAAGUAUACAACCUGAUUCAGUAUGAGCACAAGGCCGAUGAUGUUCUGGUCAUGGGAACCGACGUCUGGGAUGUCCUCUCCAACCAGGAAGUGGCCGAAGCCGUCACCACAUUCCUGGCCAACUGUGACCCUGAUGACCUACACAGGUAUACCAUGGCGGCACAAGACCUGGUGAUGCGAGCGCGCGGCGCGCUGAGAGACCGAGGCUGGAGGAUCACCAAUGAGCGCCUGGGCUCCGGGGAUGACAUCUCCGCCUUCAUCAUACCCCUGAUGUACGGCAACCGUCAGCCCUGAGGAGCCCGACUGAGAUGACCAACAGGCCUGAUGUGGAAUGAGAAUCCCCGUUCGGUUUUCCUCAUGUGCUAUUUGCACAUUUUCCUCCUUAGACUAACGAUGUCCUAAUGUUUGGAUGUUUAGACUUGUUGGUGUUUCAUGUCUCGACAGGAGUUCAGACAGGAGUUGGUCAACCAACAAAUGUUGCUGCCACAGCUAAAGUCGGAUAAGCAUAAAAUAUUGACACUUGGUCAUUUGAUUUUAAUCAAAAUUAUCUUGACAAUAGCGAUUGACCCUGAACUCCUGCAGGGACGUGAAAGCCCUAAUAGAUGAAUGUACUUCCAAAAUGAGGAAAAGACCUCUUGACUUUCUGUCCUACUUAAUUCUCUUGCAGUGCUUCACAUAUCCCCUCUUCCUGCCACUCUUUAAGUCCUCCCCUCUUCUCCCGUACUGUACACUCAACUUGUUUGUGAAAAGACAAACCUCCUUCUUCUCGUGACCGUGGACCGAGCUGACGGGUCAGCUGCGUACUCUGUUUGGCCAUAGCGUGGCUUUGAAGGACUCGCUUGCUGAAGAACUGCUUCCAGAUUGUUUUUUAGAUCACGGACUGAUUGCAGCGACGAGAUUUUGGUUCGACCCAAUCUGAGCACAAUUCAUUUGUAUUUCUUCGUGGCUUUCAGCUAGUGUGAGCCCAGGAAGCCAGACUUAUUUGAUCACGUGGCGGGUUGUGGGGUGGGGUGCAUGGUGAACAUCCAUGUUUCUAAGAAUGUGGACGCAGAAGAAAAAGACACGAGGACCUGAUGUUGACCACCUCCACAGUGGUGAGGCAAAUCAGGGUGAGCGCUCUGUAUGAAUGACACAAGUGUAAUUAGAAAAUUGGCAUCAUGUAACAUCUGCACAGAAAAAGAUGUUCACUAUUACAAGUCAUUUCAUCUGAUAUGAAGUCUUAAAAAUGUUUCUUUUUAAAAUGAAUCUGUUGGUCUUAGCUGCAUUAAGUUGGUGAAUAGCAGUCAUGGUUAUGGUGUUUUUAUUAUGAUCAGAAAAUAUUCAUGAAACUUCUCUAUGUCAUCAUGUAGGGUAAAAGUCUGGCUUUAGUUCUGAGUUAGAUGAGAAGUUUGAUACCACUUAGGAGACCGUGAGCUUAUUUUAUCUAAAGUUUGGAAACAGCGGGAGCUAGCUUACUUCCGUCCAAAGUUAAAACAAAAGUUAUCUAAAAGUUAACACAUUACACCACAUAUUUUGUCUGAAUUAAACAAAAAACUAUUUCAUGUUUGCCUGUGAGUUUCACAAGUGCUGCUAGGAUCGUUAGUUUCACAUCUCGCUCAGCUAACGGUCUCCUGGUUGUCGCAUCGUAUUUAACGCAAUUUUCUCACUAACUCUCGGCAAGAAAACCAAUUAGUUUUCCCAAAAUGUGAAACUAAAACCUUUUAAAUCAGUAUUGUAUUAUUACUUUAGUUUAAUAAAAAAGUGGCCAACCUCACAAGACGAAUCAUUAGAUGAGAUGACUCGCACUUUAGACUAGCCCACAUCAUGAACCAUGCAGCCACGAUGUAUGGAAUUAUGAAGGGACAAAUAUUCCCUGCAGCAGGGAGGAUUCAAUUAAAUUAAUAAUGAUCACGAAAUACAAUCAAAGUCAACCUGGACAAAAGUUUGACGGAGGAAAAGAACGGAAACCUUUUGUUCGCUUUAACAUGGUUUGCAUGUUUCAUACGCUUUACAUGCUCGAUCCCGUCAGGUCUGGCGGUAACAAUGUUCUGAGUUUGGAUGUAGUGAUGUUGUCAGUGCAUGCAGUGACAUAUUAGGCUGGGAAUAUGAGCGACGGUGCAAUGGUUUACACUGCUGAUUAAUUUUUUUAUGGACUGAAUUUGUAUUUCUGUAAUGUAUCAAAGCGUUUGUGAUAAUGUUAUUUGUUUGUCGAUGUGCAUAGACCAUGCAUAUGAUUUUAAGAGUUAUUUGCAUCCCAGACAUUUAGCGUAUGAGCUGAGGGUAUGAUUUGUUGCGAGAGACAGGAAUGAAAUGAAACUAAAAUGCUCAUGGCCAGACACAGAACUUCAUUUUUUAUUUAGCACUUUUUUCGAGCCAUGUCGGUGGACACGAAGAGUUCCGCUUGUCUAAAAACAGAGUCGCAGCCUCAGAAACUUUAUGUGUGUGUGUAUAUUUUCUCUCUUCUCUCCAUCAUUAUUCUGCAUUCAUACAGGCUACACUGCUCAGCCAGUCACACUGGGUUGAGAUGCAGCGCAGGCAGUCUGGUGGAAGGAGACUUCAGGUUUAUUAAGUCAUCAUUUUUUAAAAGUUUGAUUCCAGUAUGUUAAAGAAAUUACAGCAUCCAAAUAAUAACUUCUAAAAGUGUUUUGAUUGACAGAAAUAAACAGUGAGAGUUUAAAUUGUAUGAUGUGUUGGACAGAUUUUCAUUUUGGCAAUUUGUCUCCUUAUUUCAUAAAAUCGACAGAAUCCAAAGAUCAUUUGGAAGUCGUGCACUGCCACUACCUUGUAUAAGGAAUAAUUUGACAUUUUGGUGAAAUGCGUUUGCCAAAAAAUCGCACUCUUGUUUUACAUCACAUGAUAUGUGCCCAUGUGUAGCAUGGCCUAUGAUCUUAGCUUUGACUCUAUUGCCGUUGACAAUUACCAACAUUCUUCCCAGCAGCAGUCUUUACAUUUGUCUAAAAUCCAUAUGGUACAUUUUUCCUCCUGUACAUUCCACAAAAGAAAUAUUUAAAUUUAAAAUGCCCUAUUGUAAUAUAUCAUUAUUUGUUGUUGCCUCUGUAAUUCCAUUAUAUAAGUUAUUUGAAAGAUACCAAAUUUUUUAUUGUCUUUCUGUUUUAUUUUUUGUUGAGUCAAAUCUGUCCCGCCGCCACCUAAGCGUCGUCUUGGCAUGCCUCCCAGUUGUGGUAAUAUUUCGAACCGCAAACAUGUUGAGACAAUGUCAAAAUGGGGCAUCAGAAAAUGUGUUGAAUGUUCAUCCUCAUAGGGUGAGGGUUAGGGUCAUUAAGCCUUGUUCUCUUAGAAUCUAGAUGAAUGUCAAAAAAAUUAAUAUAGGAUUGUAUUCGUUUCAUCCCACUGUGCCACCCAACUGCUGCACAUCAACUCAGGUUUAAUUAUCAUGUGUGGUUAAAGUGGACCAGCUGUUAAGAGUGAUUUUCUAAACAUUGGGGAGUCCUCCAGGGCGGUGUAUUGGUGCCACUACAUUUGUAAAUACAAGAGGAGGCUCUUGAAAGUUUACUUUGUCCCUUCAGCUUGACUGUUGGUGUCCCUUUUUGAAGUUGCUGUAUUGUGAAAGUAGUCACUGCUGUUGUGUUUUUUUUCUACCUUUUAGACGAUAAAGUUUGUAAUGGGAAAAGGAAAAGAGCCAGGUUUUUUUUUCUGUAGCAAAGAGAAAGUUUGAAGCCCAGUGGGGAACCAUUUUUAAGUGACCAUUGUGCUAAGCCUCGACCUCCCCGUAUAUGAAUGUGAAAUGUACAUUUUGUAAAACAAGAAGAUAACUUAUGAAGUCAAAAGAGAUAUUUGUAAUGUUUCCUUGUGCAAAAAACAAACAAUGUUUACCUUCAGUGUUUCUUGUCCAGAGAUGAAAAAAAAGAAAAAGAAAAUAAA
Molecule: messenger RNA, 5387 nt
Organism: Pseudoliparis swirei
Lineage: Eukaryota; Metazoa; Chordata; Actinopteri; Perciformes; Liparidae
Product: protein phosphatase 1H-like
Biological process (GO): protein dephosphorylation
Molecular function (GO): protein serine/threonine phosphatase activity
Source: RefSeq, a predicted model, not a curated record